Molecule: messenger RNA, 841 nt
Organism: Monosiga brevicollis MX1
Lineage: Eukaryota; Choanoflagellata; Craspedida; Salpingoecidae
Exons: 7
Coding region: 256-738 (160 amino acids)
Biological process (GO): vesicle-mediated transport; intracellular protein transport
Cellular component (GO): membrane coat; intracellular membrane-bounded organelle; AP-1 adaptor complex
Molecular function (GO): clathrin-cargo adaptor activity
Source: RefSeq, a predicted model, not a curated record
AUCUCGAACAACAACAACAAAGAAUCGAGAGAGAGGAGAAGAGCGAGAAAUCGAUUUUCCCGCCCCUGCGACUCGCUGGCCGGCUGGUGUGUACUCGACCGCUGCCACUGUCCUUCUUGUUCUGGUUUGGUCGUCGCUUACGCAGCAGCCCGCUUUUUCACCUCGGGGGCAGCUCCCCGGGCUCCUCAGCACCCCUCUUCAGUGUCCCACAACCAACCACAAUCUGGCCUCCUGAAUUCAAGGUUAACCGUUGGUAUGAUUCAUUUUGUUCUGAUGUUCAGCCGCCAAGGCAAGCUGCGCCUCCAAAAGUGGUAUGAAGCCGCACGUCAGAAAGAGCGCAAAAAAUCAACGCGCGAGCUGAUCACCAUGAUCCUGGCCCGCAAACCCAAAAUGUGUAAUCUGAUCGAGUGGAAGAAUGUCAAGGUCAUCUACAAACGCUAUGCCAGUCUCUACUUUGCCUUUGCCGUGUCUCCAGAUGACAACGAGCUCAUCACCUUGGAAAUCAUUCAUCGCUACGUAGAGCUUCUCGACAAGUAUUUCGGCAGCGUGUGUGAGCUUGAUAUCAUCUUUAACUACGAGAAAGCCUACUACAUGCUGGACGAGCUCCUGAUCGGUGGGGAGAUGCAAGAGACCAGCAAAAAGCAUAUUCUCAAGGCCAUCACGGCUCAAGACCUCUUACAAGAAGAGACGGAGAGUGCCAAGGUCUCCAUGGAAGAAAUCCUCAAUCUGGCGCCCUAGAUUCGCUGACACAUUUGUGUUCCUUGCUGUUGCGUGUUGUUCCUCUCAUGUUCUUUGUGCUGUCCCUUCUCCAAGUUUUGCCCAACAAUCUAACGUGGCCGCA